Messenger RNA from Eleginops maclovinus (Patagonian blennie), 2821 nucleotides. It is a transcript of the gene dnaja1, whose product is annotated as DnaJ heat shock protein family (Hsp40) member A1. The record is from RefSeq and is a predicted model, not a curated record. NCBI's taxonomy places the organism in Eukaryota, Metazoa, Chordata, Actinopteri, Perciformes, Eleginopidae. Gene Ontology annotation, molecular function: ATP binding; Hsp70 protein binding. Gene Ontology annotation, cellular component: cytoplasm; cytosol. Gene Ontology annotation, biological process: protein refolding; response to heat.
UCCUCGCUGAUAAGCCAGCAAAUGGGCAUUUUAACAUGUUAAUAUCGAUUUCAACAGAGUUACAAAGCUGUUUCCGCCCACGCUUUGUUUUGGUGAGCCUUGUCGCAGGAAAUACACGUCACUGAAUCAGCUUUUUGUAGAGGCGAGUUGGAAGCUUCUGGAAGAGCCUUUCUGUAAACUGAGGCUGUAAGAAUUCAAACUACUAUUUCCAUACAAGGUUUGUCGGUGAAAAACAAACAUGGUGAAGGAAACGGGCUUCUACGACACCUUGGGUGUGAAACCUAAUGCUACUCCCGAUGAACUGAAAAGGGCCUAUCGCAAACUAGCUUUGAAAUAUCACCCUGACAAAAACCCCACAGAAGGAGAGAAGUUCAAGCAGAUCUCACAGGCAUAUGAGGUUUUGUCAGAUGCCAAGAAGAGAGAGGUGUAUGACCGUGGAGGCGAAAAGGCUAUAAAGGAAGGAGGGACUGGUGGAGGUGGUGGGGGUUGUGGGAACUUUGCAUCGCCCAUGGACAUCUUUGACUUGUUUUUUGGUGGGGGAAGUCGGAUGCACAGAGAGCGAAAAGGAAAGAACAUUGUUCAUCAGAUUUCAGUGACGCUGGAAGAUCUUUAUAAUGGAGCUACAAGGAAACUUGCUCUUCAGAAGAACACUAUUUGUGAGAGAUGUGAAGGUCGUGGGAGUCGGAAAGGAGCGGCACAGAUAUGCAUGUCCUGCCAUGGCACAGGCAUGCAGGUCCGUAUGCACCAGCUUGUACCAGGCAUGGUGCAGCAAGUGUCCACAGUGUGCCACAACUGUCAGGGCCAAGGACAGAGGAUCAGCCACAAGGACCGCUGCAAAACCUGCGUGGGGAGAAAGAUCAUGCGGCAGAAGAAGAUAUUGGAGGUCCACAUCGACAAAGGAAUGAGAGAUGGCCAGAAGAUCGUUUUCCAUGGAGAGGGAGACCAGGAGCCGGGCAUUGAGCCAGGGGACAUCAUCAUUGUCUUGGACCAGAGAGAACAUUCAUGUUUCACCAGGAAAGGAGAGGACCUGGUCAUGUCGAUAGAGCUUCAGCUGGUUGAGGCUUUGUGCGGUUUCAAGAAGCCCGUUCAGACACUGGACAGCAGAAACCUCCUCAUCACCUCACACCCAGGGGAAUUGAUCAAGCCUGGAGACACAAAGUGCGUCUUGAAUGAAGGGAUGCCAAUGUAUCGCAGGCCGUUUGAGAAGGGCCGCCUUAUUAUCAACUUCACGGUUGUGUUCCCUAAAGCCAACUUCCUCUCCAAGGACAGGCUGAAGGAUCUGGAGCGCUUCUUCCCAGAGAAGCCGGAUGCAGAGCAGCCAGACAGCAUGGACGAUACCUCUACAUCUACGCUGACCUUGGAGGACUGUGACCUUGAGAAGAGAAGAAGACACAACCAACAGUACUACUACAUGGAGGAAGACGACUACGCCAGCCCUGGUGGUGUUCAGUGCCAGACGUCUUAAACAUCAACUCCUCAUUCCAGAAGCCCGACCCUCAUCUCUACAGCCAAGCACCUUUUUGGAUUUUUGUGCACUUUUUAUUUAAUAUUUUCUCUUAAAAUAAAGCUGUUGAAGUUUUCUUUCAAUCUGAAUCAGAAGACAGUAUAUCAACACCCUCUUGAUAUAUUCAUAUAAUACUGCUCGGAUGGAGAAGAGUAUCCAGAAGGUCCUGGAUUAAACUUGGAUCUGGGUGAAUGGGAUCCCUCUUCAUCUCUGGGACUUUUUUUUUCUGUUGUUUUUUUUUCAAUCACACUGUGAUUAGAGGCGCGGGGCAUCACAGAGGUUUAAGAAAAACUUCUUUCUGAAGAAAGACUGCCUGCGUUGUAUGCAUUUACACUAAAACGGAUGCCAAUAUUCAUAUGAAAAUAAUCUUUUUUUAUAGUGUUGCUAGGUCAGCUGUUGUUGUGAACCAAUUGUUGGUGACUUGUUCAAUCCGUUGUGUGUAAAGACCCCAUCUUCAGAUGACAGGGAGGGGCUGGGGGGCUUUGAGUUGAAACAUUUCUGCUGUUUAACCCUUUCAAGGGCUAUUUUCUAGACAUUUCUUAACAAUCUUGGAAAUGUUGCAAGAAGACGACGAGAACUGGGAGUGAAGGCGAUAAUGAUUCAGGCAUGGCAGUAUUUAGGUUCAAAAAGAAAGAAAGAUGUACUUUUAUUAAUCCCCGUGGGGAAAUUGGAGAAUUCUGCAUUUGACCCAUCUUAGUGUUAGGAGCAGUGGGCUGCCAUAUGUACGGGGCCCGUGGAGCAGUGUAGGGAACGUUGCCUUGCUCAGGGACACCACGGUAGCACUUGGUCUUUCGGGGACUUGAACUGGUGACCUUCCAGUUCCCUGGCCAAGUGAAAGUUAAAUUGUUAUUUUAAACAUUGAAUCUUCUCGAGCUUAUUGCAGGUAUGUGUUUUAAAAUCAUUAGAAGAAAAAAUAUAACCCAAAUCUGGAACUUAAGUGUCUUUGUAUCAUAUUUUUAGCCCUUGGAUGUUUUUGCCAAACGUGAUGUGGGGAGGUUAUGGAGGAACUCACCAGAAGCCUCAUUAAUGUUUCUGCCUGUUUUUAAAAGCCUUAUCAUAACUCAACCUGAACUUUUCAGUUUUUUUUUUCAAGUGACGACUUUGCCUUGGACAUUGUAAAACAUAACACUGCUCAUCACACGGGAGAUUCCUCAAAUUGUUGAAACAGAUGCAAAAUAAUGAGUACUCAUCAUGUCAGGGGGGAUCGACCCAAAAAUGUGUUGUCAAGUUUCUAAUGAUUGAUGCUAUGUGUGUGUUAGGACCAAACAUAAAUUAUGUUCAUGUUUUCUAAUAAAAUGCCGUUUGAUGGUCUCUAAA